Messenger RNA from Pseudophryne corroboree (corroboree frog), 2239 nucleotides. Its product is annotated as beta-1,3-galactosyltransferase 2. Lineage: Eukaryota; Metazoa; Chordata; Amphibia; Anura; Myobatrachidae. The coding region runs from base 708 to 1973 and encodes 421 amino acids. Gene Ontology annotation, cellular component: Golgi membrane. The transcript is spliced from 2 exons. The record is from RefSeq and is a predicted model, not a curated record. Gene Ontology annotation, molecular function: N-acetyl-beta-D-glucosaminide beta-(1,3)-galactosyltransferase activity.
CUGUCAAAGCCCACAUAUAAACCACUGCCUCCGAGAGAGGCAGCAGCAGCAGCCUAGAAAGCCGUCUUGGUUCUCUAGACCACAGCCCUCCCCCUGCAAGAAGCUCCGUCUUCUUCUCAGGCUGCCUAGCAACAAGAAAGGAGGGUAAAUCCUCUCUACUAUUAUUUAAUUUAACGGGACCAUGUUCUUGUGGUGCUUUCUCCAAAGCCACCGAGAUUUGUCAGUACAGGCAUGGAUACAGACGGUUUAACACUGCAUUAGAGACAAAAGAAGAGAUCUGUGAAAGCUUUCAAUGCAGAGGAAGCUACCAGAAUACCAUCUCACAGUGCAAGAGGACAAUACUGGGGGAUAGUCUCACUUCCCAGCAGAGAUAUACAGAAUGUCCAUGACUGGAACAGGCGAAAGGGCAAGCUGCAAACAGAUGGACAGCAGGCAGAAGCAUACACAGAAGGGAGAUUUUUGAAGCAAGUGCGCAUGUUCAAGCUCUUUUUUGCCUAAGUGAUGACGUGCCAAAACUAUUCUCAAUAGGUGUAUUCCUACAACCAUGAAUUUGCUCAGUAAAAACAAAGAUCUUCCUCUAAGAAACGGUCAAUCAAAUAUAGAAACAUGAAAAAAGACACAAAAAUAGGACUGCCACACUAGUGUGUGUGGAGGAAUAAACAAGUAAUUUGUGCAUAUCAGUACAAUCACUUCAGGAUUUUAACAGCAUGCUUCAGUGGAGGAGACGCCAUUGCUGCCUUGCCAAAAUGACGUGGAAUAACAAACGGUCUCUUUUCCGGACACAUCUAACCGGGCUUUUGUCACUUGUGUUUCUGUUCGCCAUGUUUCUAUUUUUUAAUCACCACAACUCAUUCAUUGGCAGAGUUGGAAUUAAAGAAAAUCCAGUAACUCAUACGAUACGUGGUUUCAAAGCAGCUAAAAGUGAAACGAACAGCUCACUACGAAAUAUCUGGAAAGACGCUAUCCCUCAAACACUGAAGCCUCACACCACAUCCAAUUUAAGUAACACAGAGUCACAGCAGCAAGGUGUGACUGGCUUGGAGAAUACAUUAAGCACCAAUGGAAGUAUUUACAGUGAAAAGGGUUUUGGUCAUGAAAACUCAUACCAUUACAAAUACAUCAUAAAUGAGCCUGAGAAAUGUCUGGAGAAAAGGCCUUUCCUCAUAUUACUUAUAGCUGCAGAACCCCAACAAAUUGAGGCACGACAAGCUAUUAGACAGACCUGGGGGAAUGAGAGCUUGUCACCAGGAAUUCAAAUUUUAAGACUAUUUCUGUUGGGCGUGCACACCAAGCUAAAUGCGAUAACUGAACAGGCCAUAGUGGAUGAAAGCAGACAAUACCAUGAUAUCAUCCAACAGGAAUAUUUAGACACUUAUUAUAAUUUGACCAUUAAGACACUAAUGGGUAUGAACUGGGUAUCCACAUACUGUCCCUAUGUCCCAUAUGUUAUGAAGACAGACAGCGACAUGUUUGUUAAUACCGAAUAUUUAAUUAACAAACUUCUGAAGCCAGACCAACCCCCAAAAACCAACUACUUUACAGGGUAUUUAAUGAGAGGUUAUGCACCCAACCGCAACAAAGACAGCAAAUGGUACAUGUCGCCAGAAUUGUACCCCAGUGAGCGUUAUCCUGUGUUUUGUUCUGGGACUGGUUAUGUGUUCUCUGGAGACCUGGCAGGAAAGAUAUUUAAAGUCUCUUUAAGCAUCAGAAGGUUACAUUUGGAGGAUGUGUAUGUUGGUAUUUGUCUUGCAAAGUUACGUAUUGACCCUAAACCCCCACCCAAUGAGUUUGUAUUCAAUCACUGGAGAGUUUCCUACUCUAGCUGUAAGUAUAGUCACCUAAUUACCUCCCAUCAGUUCCAGCCUGGGGAAUUGAUCAAAUAUUGGAAUCAUUUACAACAAAAUAAGCACAAUGCCUGUGCCAAUGCAGCCAAGGAAAAAGCCAGUAGGUAUCGACAUCGCAAAAUGCACUAAAGACUAUUAAAAAGAAAACUCAAUGUGCAAUUAAAUCUGAAAGCAUGUGCUGUGGCAAACUUUUCUGGCUGUAAAUGGAGUGAAAAAAAUUAUUUUUUUAUUUCAAGAAUCAUAUAAAUUGUAUAUGGGAAAAACCAGGUGAGAUAAGAAAAGUGCGUUAAAAUGUUGUGUGUUUAACCUGUGCAAUAAGAAGCAUGCACACUUCAGUGGUACACCUGCUAUUUUAUGUGCCAAUAAAAUACAAAUUAACACAUUUUCCACAAAAA